Molecule: messenger RNA, 1572 nt
Organism: Penicillium nucicola
Lineage: Eukaryota; Fungi; Ascomycota; Eurotiomycetes; Eurotiales; Aspergillaceae
Product: MFS-type transporter sphD
Exons: 2
Coding region: 1-1572 (523 amino acids)
Biological process (GO): transmembrane transport
Molecular function (GO): transmembrane transporter activity
Source: RefSeq, a predicted model, not a curated record
AUGGCAAUACCGACCCAGCACCAAAAAAAGUCCUUGUCUUUCAAACUUGCAUUCAUAGGGCUGGCAGCAAGUCUGUUUGUCUUUCAGGUAGAUGCGACAUGUCUAGGAGUUGCUCUUCCAACAAUAGUUGGUGACUUGAAGGGCUCCAGUUUGCAGUCAUUCUGGGCAAAUCUGGCUUAUACAUUAUGUGGCCUGGUGAUGCAGCCAGUCUGGGCAAGUAUAUCUAAUACAUUCGGUCGAAAGCCGCCUCUUUACGUCUCUAUGGCAUUGUUCUUCAUUGGCUCCAUUGUUUUCGCUAUGGCGUCAAGUAUGGACAUCAUCAUUGUCGGACGCGUACUCCAAGGUCUCGGCGGGGGAGGGAUUGACCUUUUGGCACAGGUUAUACUUGCUGAUAUGACGACGCUGGAGGAGCGCGCGAAAUAUCUCGGUCUGAUGGCCAUUCCAUCGGCCAUUGGCAAUAUCAUCGGGCCUACCCUUGGCGCGCUGUUCUCGACUUAUGCGACCUGGAGAUGGAUUGGAUGGAUCAACCUGCCACUGCUGGGAGUUGGGACACCCCUGGUGUUUUUCUGCCUAAAACUUCGGCCGAUUGAGCUUGAUGCCACACUUGCUCAGAACUUAAGUCGCCUCGACUGGGUCGGUAUGGUGUUAGUCGUCAUUGGAGUCACAAUCUUUGUUGUUCCACUGAGUUGGGCAGGAUCCUUAUAUCCCUGGGUUUCCUGGCAGACCCUUGUUCCAAUGUUAUUGGGAGUUGCGGUGCUCAUCAUUUUUGUCUUCUACGAAGCAAAGCCAGCAACACCCAUUAUUCCCCAUAGGCUCUAUCACACAAAGACAGGAAAUGUGACGCUGAUAGUAGGCUUCAUUCACGGGGUGAUCAUGGUGUCUUUAUUACAAUAUUUGCCUUUACUCUACCAAUCUGUUGAGCUCGAAAGCGCAAUCUCAUCAGCUGUCUCCCUGCUUCCUACCAUCAUCAUCAGCGUGUUGGUUGCAGCGGCCUCGAUGAUGAUGGUCCCGCUCUUGGGGGGCUAUGUGUGGCUUUUACGAUUCUCAUGGGUAAUUGUUACUCUGGGAGCUGGCUUAUUGACCCUGCUCGACGUGGGAUCUUCGUCUUCGAUGCGCUACGGGCUUCCAAUUCUCUGGGGGCAGGGGAUCGCAUUAUUACGUCUCAACAAUCUUCCAAUGCAAGCAAGUGUCAAGAACAUCGAUGACACAAGUUUAGCUAUUGGACAGUUCCAGGCUAUUCGUCUCUUCGGGGGUCUUAUCGGGCUCACUAUCUCGUCUUCGAUUUUUAACAAUGUUUUCUCGGCUUCAAUUUCGGAUACUACACCCGAGCUAGUAGGGCCACUGUCGCCAUUGAGAGAUUCCUCUAAUGCUGUCAGCUUCAUUGAAAAUCUGGGAUCACUAGACGCCUCUGUUACAACAUUGGAUCAUGUUUUGAGAGUCUAUUUAAAGUGCUUUCGAACGAUAUUCUACACCAUGACUGGCCUGGGCGGGAUUGGCUUGUUGAGCUCUGUGUUUAUGGAAGAGAUUGACCUGAAAGACCGGGGCCUUGGAACCCAGCGCUUUGAGGAAUAA